GUGUGCAAUCCCAGUGGCACAGGGAGAGGAUGAAAGUUCUUGCGUAAAUAUUUAUUAUAAUAUAGCCAUUCGAGGAUAUGAAAAUAGUUCGAAAUGAGAGCGAAACUUUUCCUGUCUCAUACGAUACACGUCACGUACUCUCAUUUCAAACUGUUUGCAAUGCAACGAGGGAUGCGAUAAACGUUUCACGAAUGGCCACCCCGUCGUUCCUAUAAAUACGAUUGUCACUGCUUGGUCGAACGUCAGUCUCUCUAAGCACAUCUGUGAAAUCAUAGGAUUACAUUCAAGAAAAAUAAACAUGGCUAUUAAGUCGAUCCUCGUCAUUAUGGCAGCUGGAACGUUCGCUCUAUGUAACGGUGGAGCUAUUCCAUUACCUGUUGCUGCUGUAGCUCCAGCAACAGAUUACGAUCCUCAUCCACAAUACACCUAUGCUUACGAUGUAAGCGACAGCUUAACGGGUGAUUCGAAGAGUCAACAUGAAAGCAGAAAUGGCGAUGUUGUUAGUGGCAGUUAUAGUUUGAUCGAAGCUGAUGGUACCAGACGAGUCGUCGAAUACACAGCUGAUCCAAUUAAUGGAUUCAACGCUGUUGUCCAUAGAGAACCUGUAGCCCUUAUUAAACCAGUCGUUCCUGUUGCUCCAGUUGCUCCAAUUGCUUACCGUCAUAACAUGGCUGGCAAGCUCGUCGUAUUUUUGGGGUUGGCGGUACUCGGGCAAUGUGCGGUGGUACCAGCGGCAAUACCAGCUGUAGCAGCUGUUCCUGCGGCAAGACUAGAAGAAUUUGACGCAACACCACAGUAUAGUUUUGCCUAUGACGUCCAAGACACUUUGACGGGUGAUUCAAAGGCUCAAUAUGAAACGAGAAACGGUGAUAUCGUUCAAGGAAGCUACAGUUUGAUCGAAGCUGACGGAACUCGGCGUAUCGUUGAAUACACGGCUGAUCCUGUAAAUGGAUUCAAUGCCGUUGUUAGCAGGGAACCUGUAACUGCUUUGGCUGCUAUCGCAGCACCUUUCGUACCCUAUAGACCCGCUGUAUCACCUGCUGUGGCAGCUGCACCUUUACCUGCACCGGCUGCUCCAGCUAUUCCUGCGACUGGUCCGGAUUCGGAUGUUGAAGUUGUCGAAGCUAGAACAGGACCUCUGAAGAACGCUCCGGCUCCUCGAGAUUUUGAAAUUCAGAAACAGCAGAGGCAACAGCAACUUGAACAGAUACGCCAGCAGCAACAACGUCAGCAAGAACAGCAGCAACAACAGUUGGAGCAGCUCAGACAGAUACAGGAACAGCAAGAACAGACGCGCCGUCAAAUUCAGCAGCAAGUCAGGCAACAGCAACAACAAGUACAAGAUCAACAAGAUGAUCAACAGGAGGAGCAACAACAGAAGGAACAACAACAGAAGGAACAUCAAGAACAGCAGGAACAGAGAUCUACACCAGUUAGAGCUCUCGCCAGUCCAGUUCAGUUCCGAUUGGGACAGACAGAGAAUAUUCAACGAGGAUUAGUCCAAUUACCAACGGCAAGAGCUGUAGCUUCUUAUCCUACCUACUCUGCUUAUACGGCAGCAUACUCCUCACCGUUUGCCUAUGCGACACCCCUUGCCAGUUUAACCUAUGCACCUGCACUCCUCUAA
This is a messenger RNA of Polistes dominula (European paper wasp), 1627 nucleotides long. RefSeq names its product cuticular protein 3 (gene CPR3). Lineage: Eukaryota; Metazoa; Arthropoda; Insecta; Hymenoptera; Vespidae. Gene Ontology annotation, cellular component: extracellular matrix. The record is from RefSeq and is a predicted model, not a curated record.